Molecule: messenger RNA, 2166 nt
Organism: Trematosphaeria pertusa
Lineage: Eukaryota; Fungi; Ascomycota; Dothideomycetes; Pleosporales; Trematosphaeriaceae
Product: MFS general substrate transporter
Exons: 2
Coding region: 276-2060 (594 amino acids)
Biological process (GO): transmembrane transport
Molecular function (GO): transmembrane transporter activity
Source: RefSeq, a predicted model, not a curated record
GAUGUGCGGACUCGAAAGACGCGCUCGGAGAUUUCUUGGUUAUUAGCCUGGCUCGGCUCGGGACGCCUGCUUCGUACCUGCGAGCAAUGACGAAAGAGCGUCCCGCGUGAUCGCGUACUUUUGACCCCCAGCCCGAUUUCUUCAACAAUUCCAUCUGCAUCUCCCAAUCACGCAUAUCACGCCUCAAUGCACGGGAGAACUCGAUCUGCUACGCCUACCUCGACCAGGUAGACGCACCUGCUCCAGAAGCUCGACAGCUCUCCCGCAACCCCACCAUGGGUGGUACGCGGCCCGCCAUCGACCCACGGCGGAAGUCGUCGACACUACACUAUCAGACAUUCCCUACGAAACCGCCGACCUCGCGCGGCCGCCCGCUUUCUUCCUCUCCGCCCGCCCAUCACGGCUCCGAUUCCGACCACCACAACCAUGAGACGCCGCUACCGAAGCGGCAGCUCGCCAUUCUGGCGGUUAUUGCUCUCGCCGAGCAGACAGCGCUCAACUCCAUAAGCCCAUACCUGCCAGAAAUGACCAAGACCUUCCCCGAGGUCAAGGAGGGACAAGCGGGGCUGUACGUGGGCCUGAUCGCCUCGUCCUUUGCGCUCGCACAAUUCGCAACCAACUUCUUCUGGGGCUGGUUGUCAGAUAGAAUCGGAAGGAAGCCUGUCAUCAUAAUAGGCACCUUUUUGACAAUGGCUGCCUUCCUGUUCUUUGGCUUCUGCCGCACGCUGUGGCAGGCUAUCCUGGUGCAGGUCUUCAUGGGCCUCGUCAACGGCAACGCAGGCGUCGUGUCGACGUGUCUGGGCGAGAUCACUGACCGAAGCAACCAGUCGAGAGCCUUUACCUACCUUCCCGUAGUAUACGGCAUUGGCGGCAUCACGGGACCGAUUGUGGGUGGCGUCCUCGUGUUCUACAACAAUCCAUUCCACAAAGAUAGACCGAACCCAUAUCCGUACCUCGUUCCGAACCUCUUCUCCGCCGCUGUCCUCGCGAUAGACUUGGUGGUCUGCAUGCUGUUGCUGGAAGAGAGUCUGCAAGAAGCUAGAAGCCUUCCGCCAUUGGGAAAGAGAGUGGAGAACCUGUUCGUGUGGCUCUGGCAGUUCACGAGCUCGACACGACCUACAUACAUAAAGCGGAUAUUAGGUAAACAUAAACACCACCAUCGCCAUCACCACCAUCAUCACAGUCACCUAGAUGGGGUACGGGAGGAGGACGAGGAAGAGGACGAGGCUCUCGAUGAAGAAUCCGAGGGCACUACCGAUUCCGCACCAAUAUUGUUCCCCAAUGCUUCUGGCGAGCAGCUCACGAAGAGCGAGGUGUUCAACCGCGACACCAUUCUUCUACUAGUCACUUAUUUCAUUUUCCAGCUCGCCAAUAUUUCGUAUAAUUCGCUAUACCCUGUCUUUGCAGAAGAGCAACCACCGACAGGACGUGAUCUGAAACCUGAAGCUGUGGGGCUAUCGCUCGCGUUUGCAGGCCUCAUCACCAUUCUUUUCCAGAUUGGCAUCUAUGGGAAGGUCAGGGAGAAGAUUGGCAAUAAAGUUACAUACCGUGUCAGUUUAGCGGCUUUUGUCGCUGCGUUCCUUCUCAUGCCGUGGGUUGGCUACAAGGACAGCACCCCUUUCAAAGGCAUCGGAACUGGACCCGGCUGGCUAUGGACUGAGCUUGGUGUGGUACUGGUCAUCAAGACCGUCGCCAGCGUUGGUGGUCUGACAUCCGCGCUACUCCUGGUCACAAAUUCGGCUCCAAACCACAACGUCCUGGGCACCCUUAACGGGCUGGCUCAGACCCUUUCAGCCGCGGGUCGUGCUGCAGGCCCGUUCGUGUCUGGCUCUCUUUUCACAGCGGCUACCAAAAUCAGGCCGAAAGGCGAGGCACUAGCUUUUGGUAUAUUCGCAGGGGUGUCGUUCGUCGGUUUUCUGUUGAGUUUCGGUAUUCAAGGAGAGGGUUUGGAAGCCGAAGGAUGGAGCGAUGAGAGCGAAGAAGACGAUGAAGAGGAGGAAGUUGGAGCCGACAAUCAGGGCCGUGGGGCGAAUGAGCGUUCCGGCUUGCUUCGUAAAUAGAGAACAUUGAGUGAUGGACGGGGAUGACUUCUUAUGUUUGUAUGAUCGAGCGCGGCGUUUUGGGUCUGGUUACUUCCUAGGACAUCGCAGGAGAGAAACCUGUGUA